Messenger RNA from Mycena indigotica, 1356 nucleotides. RefSeq names its product F-box domain-containing protein. Gene Ontology annotation, molecular function: protein binding. The record is from RefSeq and is a predicted model, not a curated record. The transcript is spliced from 5 exons. NCBI's taxonomy places the organism in Eukaryota, Fungi, Basidiomycota, Agaricomycetes, Agaricales, Mycenaceae. The coding region runs from base 1 to 1356 and encodes 451 amino acids.
AUGAGUCUCCCUGUCGACAUCCUUCUUGUGGUCCUCAAAUAUCUAACUCUGCAAGAUUUUGUUGCCUUUAGCCAGGCAUCGAAGCAUUUCUACGAAAUUACUCAGCUGCGGAGUGUUUGGCUCGACCUUCUCAACCAUCAUGUCCUCCAGAGGAGUUACCCCAUACCACGACUCGAUGGACGCGAUCCAACACAACUCCGUGUUUCCGAGUUACAGUCAUGCAUUAUAGACGCACUCAGGCUUCGCCGUUUAUGGACAGCCGCAUCACCCCAACCUCUCCAACGACGCACAUUCACAACCCAAAAUGUGGAUGGCUUGUGUCCCCUCACUUUGACGACAACCAACGAUGAGAGGAUAUAUACGGCCCAGUGUUGGGACAUCUCGCCAGCCCAACCACUUUGUGUUGCUCGACGCAGGGUGUCUAGUUUUGGCGGGCUUCGGGUCAAUACCGACGGAUCUUAUCCUGGCGUGCUUGCUUUGAAGUCCCAUAACACGGUCGAGAUCUUGGGAAUAGACUUUACUGCCGGUCAAGGCUUCUUCGCGGUCCAGGUCCUUGAAGACGUCACCGAAACGCUCCAUGUCUUCGCCAACUCCAAACUAUUGACCAAAUUCAACGACCAACGACUACACCUCCGCGAUUUGCAGAAGCCACAUUCCGUGAUGGAAUUGCGGAAUUCCAAUUUCAUCGAGCAACGGGAAUGCUUGGACGCCCUCAUUUCCGAUGUCUACGCCGUGCUUAUUCGCACUACGUCUCUUGAAAUAUACUCCAUCACUUCCGACAGACCCAUUUCCGAGCCAUUGGCAUCACAUGCAUGGCAAUGGCGUAUCGACAGUGUCUCGGUCAAUUACCAGCCCUCCUACCAAAACAACACCAUUGCUCCCAUCAAUCUGUUGGUUCGCUACUCCAGUCUGUUUCCCUGGCCAGUCAACGCCCUUCACCACUACGUCAUCCCUCGCAACAGCCACUACGAUGCACAACAAGACAUUUCGCCCAACAAUCUGCCCUACGAAACACGACCCGCCCUCAUUCAAUCAUUUGCCUCUCCAAUUCGAUUGUUCGCACGAUGGGACAUGGUGUUGGGCAAAUAUGGCACCGCCCUUUGGAUAGAUUCGCACACAGAAGACUAUUUUGCGAACAGUGUCGAAGGUCAGCGGCUGGCCGGAGUCUUAUUCUCGAUAAGCGAGGAUGAGGGAGAGAAAGUCGAUUUAAGAGAACUUGUAGCCUCGUCCCAUGCCUCGACUGUUUAUGACGUCCGGGAAGACGAUGGCUGGAUGAGGAUCGCUGUCGAUGAUGAAGAGGGCAAGAUCGCACUGGGAACAACGACGGGAGAAAUCACGCUCUUGGAAUACAUUUAA